AGUGCGACCAAAUCCACCAGCAAACCGUUUGUCACAUGACUAGCAUGCAGCGCUGCCUGCCUGUGUGUCUGUGUAGCUUUUAUUUCCGCGUUCACCGAGGGAGCGCUGGGCUGAAUGAGUUUUUACGGCCGCUGUGUGUCUACCUUUCACGCCGCGAAACUGCGUCGCCGUGUUGGGAUCUGUCGGGCGGGGGGAAACUCACGCAAUCGCAUCGCCUGGACCCACGCUGCAGCAGGACCAUGCUCACGCGGGUGAAAUCGGCGGUGGCCAAUUUUAUGGGAGGUAUGAUGGCUGGUGGCUCCAACGGUGACCAUCCCGGCGGUGGCUCGGAUAUGCCGCUGAAAUUUCCGUACAGCAGACCGGAGUUCUUGGGACUGUCGCCGGACGAGAUAGAGUGCUCGGCGGACCACAUCGCGAGACCGAUCCUCAUACUGAAGGAGACCAAACGGCUGCCGUGGGCCACCGGCUACGCAGAGGUAAUCAAUGCAGGAAAGAGCACAUUAAAUGAGGACCAGGCCUGCUGUGAGGUGCUGGUGGUCAAAAGGAGACCUGCAGGAAGCUCCACGCCCAACCGGACCCCGAUGGUCCGCAGGAGAUCUUCCCUGCCCAGUGGAGAGAGUUUGGGCCUCCGGGAGUGCUCACACACCAGCACUUUACUCAGGCCCACCCAGAGCCUACAGGAAACUCGUUAUCUUGAGAUUGGUGGGUCAUUCCAGGACAGCUCUGAAGACCUAACCUUCCACUACUGGGCGUUGUUUGAUGGCCAUGCUGGCUCUGGGGUGGCUGUAAUGGCUUCCCGCCUUCUACAUCACCACAUCGCUAUGCACCUUCAGGAGGUGAUGGAGAUUGUCUGCACUCCAAACCUGCUGGCCCCCACAUGCCUCGGAGAGGAGCCUAUCAAUCACCACCUCACCUCGACAUCCCAACGCGCCCUCACCAGGGCCGCCUCGCUCCGCGGCGCUGCAGGGGCUCCGGGCUCACCCAGCACCCCACCUACACGCUUCUUCACUGAGAAGAAAGUCUCACAAGAGAGCCUGGUGGUCGGAGCCAUUGAGAAUGCUUUCAAAGACAUGGAUGUGCAGAUAGAGAAGGAGAAGGCAGUCUACAACAUCUCAGGUGGCUGCACUGCUCUGGUGGUUGUCUAUUUGCUUGGGAAGCUCUACGUUGGGAACGCUGGGGACAGCAGGGCUAUCAUUAUCCGGGCAGGGGAAGUCGUCCCCAUGUCAGCAGAGUUCACACCAGAGUCAGAGAGACAGCGACUGCAGUUCUUGGCCUACAUGCAGCCCCACUUAUUAGGAAACGAGUUUACACAUCUGGAAUUCCCGAGGAGAGUCCAGAGAAAGGAAGUGGGGAAGAGGAUGCUGUACCGUGACUUCACCAUGUCGGGAUGGGCGUAUAAAACCAUUGAGGACGAUGACCUAAAGUUUCCCCUGAUCUAUGGCGAAGGGAAGAAGGCUCGUGUGUUGGCGACCAUCGGGGUCACCAGAGGUCUCGGGGAUCACAAUCUCAAAGUGCACGACUCUAACAUCUACAUUAAGCCCUUCCUGUCCUGCUGCCCAGAGGUCAAGGUUUACCCUUUGGCACAGUGCGAGCAUGGAGCUGAUGACGUUCUGGUGCUGGGAACCGACGGUCUGUGGGACGUCCUCUCUAACCAGGAAGUAGCUGAAGCAGUUACCUGUUUCCUGGCAAACUGUGACCCCGACGACCAGCACAGGUACACAAUGGCAGCUCAAGACCUCGUAAUGAGAGCACGAGGGGUGCUGAAGGAUCGAGGCUGGAGGAUAUCCAACGACAGAUUAGGCUCUGGAGAUGACAUCUCUGUCUACAUCAUUCCCCUCAUGUACGGCAACAAGCAAAACUAGCCAAGCUACGAAACAACAACCACUACCGAAACGUAAUCCUGCUUUCUGCAAUUCCCCUCAUCCCUUGUACUCUUUUUAAAAGUGCUUUAGUGUGGAUGUCCUCCUCUGCUGAGGGAUCCAAGAUGUCUCUGGUCAGAAAUGGGAUUUUUGUCCAGGCUGUUUCCCCCUUGGUCAUCCUCAAACAGGAUGAUAUCUUUUUGUCUGGUCCUUUUUUUAUAGAAAAGAAAUGUGAAAAGAGCUGUUGAAGAGAACUACUGAUUUUUUUAUUUGAUUUUUUUUUUUAUUUAUUUUUUUUAUCACAAGGAAGCCAUCAUGAACCUUGUUGUGGGGCAGUUCCUAAGGUUGAGAGCAUAGCCUCUCAUGAAUGAGAUGGUAAUGUGCAUCUCAGGAUUGCAGUUACUAACUUAAUGCACAAUAUUUAUAAAUGUGAAAAUGUAAAUACUCCCAAGGCGUAAAACAUUUGAUAAGUGUGUUUGGUUGAACACCUGUACAGUGUAUAAAAAAAUAAAUAAAAAAAACUAACCUGAAGACUGAUGUCCUGCAUAUAGUAUGAAUCAUGCCUCCUCUGUUCCAUGUAGAGCUUUUAAAUUAGCCACGUUCAGUCGUCUGCAAUUGGUAGUCUGCUGUCCAAAGAAACAUUUGCAAGCCUUCUCUAGACAGUAUUUCAGCUUGUUCUCCUGAUGCUGAAGUUGCUAUUUUUUAUAUUUGCACACCUUGCAUUGCAAAACUGUACUCACUAUUAAAGAAAACGAUUUUCUUUGGAAAUGAAGAAACACAUCAAUGUAGAAUAGACUAACAGGAGAAGUUCCCUUCAAGAUUUUGGUGUCAGCUACUCAUGACCCUGCUCCCAUCAUAGUAUUAAAUAGCCCAGAUUUAAGAAGAAAAAAACAAAGAUGUCUUUCUGUUGUACUCUUUUGCCAUCAGCCAUCUACCUCAUAAUUUCUUUCUCCUUUUUAUUGUAUUACGCAUAACACAAGUUGUCAUUGUCCUUAUUGAGUGGCAGUUUGCAUGCUACAAUAGGUGCAUCAUCGGUUACAUUGUUCGUGAUUUGCUCCUGUACCUGGAAGAUUUAGAAAAAAUGUUUUCAGAAAAGCACUGAUGGAAAAAAAAAAAAAAAAAGCCUCACAGGAAACCGUGAUCGCUAUAGGGUUGUACCAAAUAUAUAUUUUUUAUACAUAUGCUCAAAAAACCCUUUGUCAUGAACUCAUGUUUACCUUUCCUCAGUAUUGUCCCCAUUAAGAUAAACCCGUCCUUAUGAAUAGCAGCUGCCACUGAAAAAGAAUUGCUCUGAUUUUUAAUGUCUCAGAAAACGGAGUAAAAUCACUGCAGACAAUUAAAUAGACAACACUUACCUUAUGUGUCUACAAUCAAUAUUGUUACCUAAUCAGUGGGUUUCCACAUUUUAGUUUGUUUAGUUUUCAGUUUCUACUAAUUGUGUGCAAAUAUUGUAUCAUAACUGCUGUACUAGUGGCUGAAGCUGGUAAAACAUGGAACAGAGUAACUUAAUUUAAAUGUAAAAAUGUAAAUAAUGUUUUCAGUGGAUACUUCUCUCCUUUCUUUUACUGUAAGUGAUGUACGUCUUACUGUAAAAAGACGUACUUUCUACUGUUUUGGAAACAAUGGAACAGUGUAAAAAUGGUUUAAAUGCUCACUUUUCUGCUCUAUUAAAAAAAUAACACACAA
Messenger RNA from Sander lucioperca (pikeperch), 3545 nucleotides. It is a transcript of the gene ppm1h, whose product is annotated as protein phosphatase, Mg2+/Mn2+ dependent, 1H. Gene Ontology annotation, biological process: protein dephosphorylation. The transcript has 12 exons. The record is from RefSeq and is a predicted model, not a curated record. Gene Ontology annotation, molecular function: protein serine/threonine phosphatase activity. Bases 36 to 1862 code for a protein of 608 amino acids. Lineage: Eukaryota; Metazoa; Chordata; Actinopteri; Perciformes; Percidae.